AUGGUGAUGCUGCGUGAGAAGCCCUGCUUAAUCAUUGUUCCUGCAAGGGGUAAUGAAGUCCUGGUAACCUGUGAACAUUCGCCAGGCCAUUUCCAGGAGCUACAACGGCUGACCACUAAAUUCAACCCAGUCAAGGCGUCCGUAGUAGAGCACACGGAUCCUAGUGGCACCACCACCACCUUCUAGGGGUGGCCGACCAAGGCGACUCUCAUGAGCACAUGGGUUCCUUCAUGCUGUGGCGGUACGACGUCGAGGAGGACACUUUCUCUCUACUCCAGGUUAUAAACAUGGAUGAUGUGAAGUGGGUAGAAAUGACGUCACACUUGAGUGACCUGUUCCUUGUUGUGGUCUCGGGGGCCUUCAGAGGGGACCAACAGGGGCAGGUACACAUAUACAGAAUGGACUGGUUUGACGGGGAUGGAACCCAGGCUCUUGGACAUUAUGGAACAGUCGUUCAGAGUGGCGAGACUGACCGGCUUACAGCCUUGAGAGCCAAACCGCAAUUUUACUUCGUUCAAGAGGUAGUGGUAGAAGAACCCGUAGAGGCCCGGUUCUACACCCUUCCUACUGGAGAACUUAAUCUUUACGUUAUCAAGCAGGACGGCAUAGUGGUUCGCUUUUCGCAGAAGGGUAUUCACAGGUUCUGGAAAGAGGGGGAGCUGCACGCCCCUGGGAAAGUCACCCUGGAUGUGUGGUCAUCGUGGGUCAACGGCAGGAUCGUCCAGCGACUAAACGCGGGAGGAAGUUCCUGCCAGGACGUCGAGAAAAAGAACUUCCCAGAGGAACCUGCCAUAGUGCUUGAGGCCCUUUUCCGCGGCGGGGUCGAUUCCCAGGGCCAGCCAUCGUGCCCGCCAACCACUAGGGACUCUGCAGAAGGAUUUUCGUGGGAUGCGAAGACUCGCCUUCCUGAAGAAUUUGCUUGGUCUGUCUUCACCUUUUAACCAUGAACAUUCAGGGUUUGCGAUUCUUGCUUUUCAUGAGCUCCCUUGUUAAUUUUUGGUUAUAUCUAUACCCAUGAUGUAUAGAAUAAUAUAUUGGUGGCAUUCGAGCGUGAAGUCUCUCCUUUUAAUUGUUACUAAAUCUAGUCUUUUAAUUAUAGAUACGUCAUGCAUAUAUGUAUUUUUGUAUUAUCGGUAUCUAUAU
Penaeus monodon (black tiger shrimp) is the source of this 1143-nucleotide messenger RNA. RefSeq lists its product as uncharacterized. The record is from RefSeq and is a predicted model, not a curated record. The coding region runs from base 219 to 941 and encodes 240 amino acids. The transcript is spliced from 5 exons. Lineage: Eukaryota; Metazoa; Arthropoda; Malacostraca; Decapoda; Penaeidae.